GUGUUUUGGUGUUUGAUGAGAAACACUUUGAAGUCUAAUGAGGCGAUCAUGUCUGAGAAGCCAGAAGUGCUGGCGUAUAUUAGCCAAGACGUGCCUCAAACUCGAUGGUCACCGGUGCAUCAACAUGAAUUGACAAUCCCUUGAUGCCCCAAAUUUGGGUAAAACCGAGCAAGUGGAAGUGUUUGGUUCCACACACAGAGCCUCUAACUAAUGUACGACUCCCACGAUUUCGGCAUUGGCCUUUAAUCUGGUCAAAUGUUCAGUGCUGCGAUCACCUACAGAAGGCUUCUAAGAAACAAACAAGAGAUUGCUCUCUCUCAUUGGGAGAGAGAUUUGUGAGGCUUCUCUAAUAUCAACCUCCUACAUGUACUGACCAUUUGUUACUCCCGUGGCAUUAUCUAUCAGCAUAAGAAAUAGACAAGAGAGCGAGACAACAACUCUGCUGGCGAUUGAAUCGAUGGGAUUAUCCCCAUUAAUAGCCUUGCUCGGGAAAGUCUGCCAUUGUUCCCGUCAUGAAAUGGGGAAGUUGUGAAGUGUACCUAAACAACUCUAGGCACGAGAAUUGAUUCUUCGAAGAACUGGCUCUUAUGGUGCUACAAGAGGUGGAGUAAAAAGACACUAUUAGACCCCGAGCUUAAUCAACAUGAGGUGGAACAAUCGCUUCUCUGGGGUCCAAUUUCUGAAAAAUAAGCCGAUCCCCUGAGCAUCUUUAAGGUUCUUGUGGUACAUUCUCAAGCCGAAAACUGACCUCCGAUUGCCAAAACUUGCUGGCUACUAUAGAUUUUGGAAAUUGCACACGUCUGAACCAUGGAAUCCAGCAACGAAAGGCCCCUUCCACCCACCCGCAAACGGGUUCCACCUCCAAUUCCCCCAAGACGGGCCUCGGAACUCAAUCUCAUUCAGAAAAAAAGUCCACCACCUCUCCAUCCCACCCAUUCUUCAGGAACUCUGUUGUUGUUGUCCUCUUCCGACGUUCCAUUGGUUCCAUCAGCAUCAGCCACGACUAUGGCUCAGUUGGCAUCAAGUGCGCCACCCAGAGAUGCUGUUCAUGCCAAUCCAAUACUUGACUCGAGAAAUGUCGACAGCAUGGGGUCUGAAGGACCCACUUUGGCCAAUCCUGUCCAAGGAUCAGGUCCUCAAGACAACGAGGGUAUUGGGAACAGUGCUCAAGACUUACAGAACUCUGAGCAGCACGCUCCAGUCAGAGAUGGAAAACGAGCAACCGAGAAACGUGCAUCCGAUGAGUCCCAAAGAGAAGCCAACACGGCGAAGGAGAAAGAACAGGAACAAUGUGAUAAAAUUUCAUUACCAUUCAAAGGAGAGAGUAAGGAAGAAGGACAGGUAAAGAUGGCUUCUCAAAUUGAGUCUCAUUCCAGUGCAGAUCAUCGAGCAGCUGCAGAAAGUCCCAAGCAAGCAGCAAUAACUUCUAGCGUGGCCGUUGGUCCCGGAGGAUCAGUCAAUGACGGACCAACUGAAGAAGACAAGUCGCGUGAAUCCGUAAAUACUUUGUAUCAAAGGCCAUUAAACGUCGUCAAUGACGACGAAGCCGACCUUGGCAAGAAGAGUAAUAACAACAAUGGCCAGAUAGAAUGCAAUCACGACAGAGAUCCCAAGGCUUCUUCUCAGAAUGAGUCCUUAGAAGAAUACCAUCAGCUGCCAAACGACGAAAACAAGGUUCAAGACGUGACGAAGCAGACAAAAAACGGCAAUCAUGAAUACCAAAUGAAAGGAACAAGACAAGGGUCCAACAAUCACGCAACUGAAAAUGCUCAGACCAACAACGAUGCCAAGCAAAUCAUAUCAAAGUCUGAGAGCAUAAUCGAGGUCAUCGAAAACUCAAAAAGUGCAUCGUCAGUACGUCCAUCCUCGUCUUCUUCGUCUUCAUCAUCAACAACAGCAUCUCGUUCAUCCAAUGAUCUAUCUAAAGCUUCUAAUGACUCUUGCUCGCCUUCCAAAGGAAUCUGCCUUGAUUUGGACCCGAUUCAGACCACAGAUCCACAGUCUUCCCCGAAAUCCGUGUCAGAUGGUCCUCAUCCCAAGACUGAUUUGGAACACGAUAUCGACAUUAGAAAUCACAGAUCUACUCAAACCACCAUCAAUAAUAACCUAGUGCUCACUGGUUCCUGCAACCACUUUUUUUGGAUAGAAAAGAUGGGAUCUCAAGGCCAAUCAUGGCAAAAAGACGCCGCAGACCAGAAUUUCGACUAUAUGUUCAAGCUUUUAAUCAUUGGCAACUCAUCCGUGGGUAAAACAAGCUUCCUCUUCAGAUACGCCGACGAUUCUUUCACAUCCGCUUUUGUGUCCACCGUUGGCAUUGACUUCAAAGUGAAGACCGUGUUUCGUCAAGAUAAGAGGGUCAAGCUUCAGAUUUGGGACACUGCUGGCCAAGAGCGCUAUCGAACCAUCACAACGGCCUACUAUCGUGGAGCUAUGGGCUUCAUCCUCAUGUAUGAUGUGACAAAUGAGGAGUCAUUCAGUAGCGUUCACGACUGGUGCACGCAAAUCAAGACGUAUUCCUGGGACAAUGCACAAGUGAUCCUCGUGGGCAACAAAUGUGACAUGGAGGAUGAGAGGGUAAUUUCGUUCGAACGUGGAAAACAGUUGGCGGAUUCGUUGGGGCUGGAAUUCUACGAAACAUCUGCCAAAGAAAACAUUAACGUCAGAGCUGUGUUCGAGCGCCUUGUUGAUAUUAUAUGUGACAAAAUGUCUGAAAGUCUGGAUUCUGACCCCAGCCUCCUGAAUUCCAACAAAGGUACACGCCUUGAUUCUGCGCAACCCUCCAACGUCAAUUGUAAUUGUUAAACCGUUUCCUCAAGUUUCUGAAUCAUGGAAAUCCAGAAUUUCACUUCGCCUCGAACAAGGCAUAUCAUUAUCAUCAAUCCUACUAUCAUUAUCGACAUCUCUUUGCCUUGAAGAGUCCAUAUUUUUUUUUCUUUUGGUUGAGACAAUAUUUGUGUCGAUCAAUUACAUUUGUGAUUAGAUAAUCCAACGCUGUCUCUCUGUUCCAUCGUGAAAUUGCAAAUGAUCCAUAGGUGUAUGAUGUAAGCAAAGUUCUCAGUUCCAAUCAUCCCUUGUUUUCCAAAAUCUGAAGCAGAUUCGAAUAAAAGAGUUUCCUACUUCCACAA
This is a messenger RNA of Tigriopus californicus, 3125 nucleotides long. It is a transcript of the gene Rab3, whose product is annotated as ras-related protein Rab-3-like. Gene Ontology annotation, biological process: protein secretion; regulation of exocytosis; protein localization to plasma membrane. The record is from RefSeq and is a predicted model, not a curated record. The transcript is spliced from 5 exons. Gene Ontology annotation, molecular function: GTPase activity; GTP binding. NCBI's taxonomy places the organism in Eukaryota, Metazoa, Arthropoda, Copepoda, Harpacticoida, Harpacticidae. Gene Ontology annotation, cellular component: plasma membrane; endosome; synaptic vesicle. Bases 808 to 2802 code for a protein of 664 amino acids.